CAGAGAGCUGAGCAGCCGGAGCAGCGCUCCUGAAGCGGCAGAGCAGCCGGAAGUUCACACUCACCUCCCGCGCAUCGAGGGGAUACGGGUCAGGAUCUGCUUUAAUUCAUCUCUCAACACUAAUAAUACUGCAUGCAGUCCAUGCUGGGGAAUAUCAGCAGGUUCACACUGGUUUCUGAUAAUUCUGAUAAAAACUAAAUAAUUCUAAUGCUACUUACUGUAUUGUGUGUGUGGGGUGAUAUCAACACUGUGAUGUGAUUUGUGAUUGAUGGCUUCAAAUAGGAUUCACGUGUGCAGAUGCCCUCCUAUACAAAACUGAUCCUGGAGGUGUAGUGGAAAAAAUCCUUCCAGCUGAAGUCAAAAAAAACUUCAGAGACAGAGGGUUUGUAGAUGCCAGAAAGAAAGCACACUUUAUUGAAACAGUAAAGUGAGACAGUCUGUAGAAAGUCUCACUUCAUGCAAAAAUACAUGGGCUUUUAUACUUUUCUGAGACUGGGAGCUCAUCUUAGACAGGGUUUUUACCUUUUCUCAUUAAAAACAAACCAGCCUCCUUCGCCACAAUUAAUUAUUCAUGUCUGUAUGAUAUUUUAGAUUCGUGGAGAAUGCGCAGUUUGUUGUUGUUCUUAAAAAGGUUUUAUGAGGACAAGGUUUCUUUUCUUUUUCUUUUUUUUUUUUUAAAGGUUUCACUCAGACAGAGUCCUUGUUUUGUUUUUGUUUUUUGCUUUUCUCUAACCAAAACUCCCUUCUUAUGUCUCACUGAGCUUCUGUCUGUUUCUCUCUGCCUCCCUUCCUGAGGCCCUAUCCUAACUCGUUAAUUGGUAUCAGGCCUCAAGGUUGUUUACUUAAAAGCAGCUUCAGCGCAUGUCUAAUGCCAAUUUAUCGCUGUGCAGAAAGGUGCAGGCUGAUACAGAAAAACGAUUAAUGUGCAUUAAGACACAGAAUUCAUCUAACUCAAUACAUACUUAGAAUAUAACUCGAUCAAAAAGUGUUGUAUGGUUUUAGACUAUGCUUCUAAAUAUUGAUUAUACAUACAGAUCAUGCUUGUUAACUAAUAUCGGUUUAUUAGAUUAUGCUUCUAAGUAAUAAUUCUAAAUGUUGGUUAUACAUAUUGAUUACACUUUAUCGAUGUAUUCUAUUUUCAUGCCUUAACACGCCUUAUUGAACUAAUCAGAAAAAUACCAGCCCUUCUUAAGUUGGGUGUGUUAGAGCAGGGAAAAUGUUCAAAUGUGCAGGACAGGUGGUACUUCUACUUCAGGACCAGAGCUGGGAACCUGUACACUACAUGAAUCUGGUGGUUUCUGACUCAGUAUAGCCUACCUGUUCAACAUAAGAAAUGAUCCUGCAUGGAUAAUAAUGCAGUAAUGAUGUGUAUUCAGACAGAAUUGGCAGGUACAUCCCACAGAUGCUCGAUCGGAUUGAGAUCGGAGGAAUUUGGAGGCCGAGUCAACACCUUGAACUCUUUGUCAUGUUCCUCAAACCGUUCCUGAACAUUUUUUGCAGUGUAGCAGGACACGUUAUCCCGCUGAACUAGACCACUGUCAUUAAGGAACAUUGUUGCCAUGAAGGGGUGUACUUGGUCUGUAAUAAUGUUUAGGUCGGUGAUACGUGUCAAAGUAACAUCCACAUGAAUGCCAGGACCCAAAGUUUCCCAGCAGAACAUUGCCCAGAGCAUCAGAGCAUUGCCUCAGCCAGCUUGUCUUCUUCCCAUAGUGUACCUGGUGCCAUCUCUUCCCCACGUCGGUCAUGUGCAAAAAGUGUCUCUGGUGCCAGGAAAAGUGCAUGAGAUGAAGACCCUCAGUCUGAAGCCUCUUCUCUUUGAAAUUCCUGGUUUCCUCUCUGAGAGAGAGUGCGCAGUAGUGAUGCGUCUGGCUCAGCUGAAGGGCCUGGUGGAAAGUCAAGUCAUGGUGCCUGAGGGACAGGAAGAGCUCAGCCAGCAGCUCAACCUCAGUGCUGAAGAGAUCUUCCAUUUGCUUGAUCUCAAUCAGGACGGCCAGCUGCAGCCACAUGAGAUUUUAACACAUUCCAGAGUGAGAGAUGGUAUCUGGCUGACUCCUGAGAACCUCAGAGAGAUUUACGCUGGCCUCAAGGUGGACCAGGAUGGUAACGGCCUCUUGAGUGUAGAGGAGUUUGGGCAGCUGAGCAGUGACGCAUUCCAGCGCUUCCUACACCAGCGGGGGGUGAACAGGAACCAGUUAGUGAGGAACAGCAGACACACGUGGCUCUACCAGGGUCAGGGAGCACACCAGGUCCUCAGAGAUCUCCGCAAUAGGGUCACGCGUUUAACAAGGCUUCCAUCUGCAUUGGUGGAGUUGAGUGAACCUCUUCAGGUGGUGCGUUAUGAGCAAGGUGGUCAUUACCAUGCUCAUCAUGACAGCGGGCCAGUUUACCCUGAGACAACCUGCACACACACACACCUCGCUGUCAACUCCUCCUCACCAUUCCAGACUUCCUGCAGGUAUAUUACUGUAUUGUUUUACCUGAACACAGUAGAGGAAGGCGGGGAAACCACCUUUCCUGUAGCAGACAACAGAACCUAUGAUGAAGUGUCUCUUAUACAAGACGACGUUGAUUUGUUGGACACGAGAAAGCACUGUGAUAAAGGGAACUUGAGAGUGAAGCCCACAAUGGGCAAAGCAGUGUUUUGGUACAACUAUCUGUCUGAUGGAAAUGGCUGGGUGGGUGAACAGGAUGAGUACGCACUACAUGGGGGCUGUGUUGUCACUCGAGGGGUAAAAUGGAUCGCCAACAACUGGAUCAAUGUUGACCCAGACUACCAACGGCAAUCCCAGUACGAGCAGCUCAUGUCGCAGCAGCCGGAAUCUCAGGAGCAGCUGCAUCACACAGACACACACCAGGACCUGUAACUACAUGCAUGCAUUUCACAAGACUUGCAGUACACAUGCAUUUGUAAGUCCACAAACAUACUGUAGACACAAGAAGAUCUGCAAACACAUAUACGUGAACAUGCGUAGCACGCACACACCAAGGCAUGCACAAGCACACAAACACUGUGCUGGAACAUGCACAUGCAGAUACACAAACAAUUAUAUGUAUGGACGAACAAACAUCUAUACAUUAGAAAGGCUUAUUGGGACACAGGGAUACAACUUUAAUACUUGCACAUGUGGUACAGCGUACCAUGUGGUAUUUUACCAAUAUUUAUUUAUGAACACUUCUAAAAUUGUUAUUGGUGAUUUCAUUGCAGCUGCUUUGUAUGAGCACAGAGAGAGAGAGAGACUAGAGAGAUGGGUUGGGCACAGCGACCACUGAAAAUAGAGAGACAGGGCUUACUGUCUGGUCAUAGAAAUGAACUAAAACUGGUUCACUUCUGACAUUUUUUUUACCUGACACAUUUUUCUUUUUCAAUUCCUGUGUCAGUGUUCACCUAAUUUAUUUUUCCCCCCAAUUUCACCUAAUCAUUACACUGCCAAAAUCUAUAUUGCUUUUUAUUUUUUUCAUAAUCCCCAUCUUGAUGUAGAUGCACAAACCUGUAUAGACAUACACUGUGCAUAUUCAUGCAGGCAUACAGGUACAUGCAUGCUUAUUAGGGGUGUAACGAUAUGUUAACGAUACAUUACAUCCUAAUGCACAGCUUUUGUUUUGUUAUUAUAUGCUGCUAAGAUUCCGAAUGGUCACACAGUAACUGUCACUAUUAAGUUGCAUUAUUGUACUUUUAUAAUAUCACAUUUUAGUCAACGGAAAAUGGAAACCUAAGAUACAUAUACAGACAAUGCUUAUUAUUGCUGUAUUGAAAAUGUAUUAUAUUGAAUUUGAAUUUUGUGUAUUGUUACACCCCUAAUGCUUAUAUGUACAUAGAAAUACACUUGCUGACAAAAAUACAUUCAGACACACUAUAAACACUGAACUGAUCUGUAGCAUAACUUCACCUAUUAGACAUUUGAGCUUCAUUGUUUAAAGCUAAAUUACCUGUAUAGCUCUGUGCUGCAUCGAAGUAGUAGUACAAAUGAAUCAUAUGAGCCGAGCUGAGCUUUAUAUGCUGGAAAAUAACAGGCUGUCAACUACUAUUUGUUUGUUCUGAAAUUAAUUUCUUCAGAACAAGUAAUCACCAGCAUUCACUAAACCAGUGGCGGCUCGUCCAUAGCGGCAGGUGGGACAGAGCCCAACCAUAUAUAUAAACCGUUCAACAAACUUCAUAGUCCUGAUGCACGAUGCCAUACAUUUUAAAUUCAGUUGAAAUACUAAUGUGUGACCGACGAUAUUUAAAAAAAAAAUUUUUUAAAUGUAGCUGUUUGAUAGAUACCCUCUGUAUUCGAACAGCAAGGCCAGUCAUUUUUAUUAUUUUUUUUGCUAUACAUUGGAGACAUUUGGGUUUGAGAUCAAAAGAUGAAUAUGAGAAUUUCAGCGUUUAUUUUCUGAUAUUUAUCUAGACGUGUUACAGUUUAGAACAUGGUACCUUUUGUUUGAACCCAUCCAUUUUUCAAGUGAUCAAAAAUACUGGAACAUGUGACUGACGGGUGUUUCUUAUUGCCCAGGUGUGUCCUGUUAGAUUGAUUGUUUAAACUCUGAAUGUAUAUUCUUGGUUUGAGCCCUGGGGUUUCUCCUCUUAAGACUGCAUUUUUGUUGUUAAAAAAGGAUAAACCAACAUGAAGACCAAAGAGCUGUAUAUGAGAGAAAAGCAAGCUAUUUUAAAGCUGAGAAAAGAGGGGAAAUCGAUCAGACCCAUUGCACAAGCAUUGGGCAUAGCCAGUACAACACUUUGGAAUGUCCUGAAAAAGACAGAAACCACCGGUGUACUAAUAACCAGAUAUCGAAAAGGUCGGCCAAGGAAAACAGCAGCAGUUAAUGACAAACAUUGUGAGCCCUGUGAAGAAAAACCCAAAAACAACAGACUGUGACAUCAACAACAACCUCCAAAGGGUAGGGGUGAAUGUAUCACAAUCCACUAUUUGAGGAAGAGUCAAAGUGCAGAAAUAUAGAGGCCAUACAACAAGAUGCAAACCACUCAUGAGUAGUAAGGAUCAGAAAGCCAGAUUGGAAUUCACGAAGAAAUACAGAGCCAGAAAAGUUCUGGAACCAAGAUUAACCUCUACCAAAGUGAUGGAAAGGCCAAAGUGUGGAGAAGAAAAGAUCUGCUCAUAAUCCAAAACAUACAAGCUCAUCGGUUAUGCACAGUGGAGGGAGUGUCAUGGCUUGGGCAUGCAUGGCUGGUUCUGGAACAGGUUCACUAAUUUUUAUUGAUGAUGCAACUCAGUAGCAGAAUGAAUUCAGAAUUUGACAGUUUAUGGAGAAAUGCAUCCAAUAACUUCGGUAACUUCCUGCUGCAAGACAACGACCCAAAAAGCACUGCGAACACAACAAAGGACUUCAUCGGGGAAAAACUGGAAGGUUUUAGACUGGCCAAGUCGAUCACCAGACCUUAACCCAGACGAGCAUGCAUCUCACCUCCUGAAGAGGAGACUGAAGGGAGAAACCCCCCAAAACAAAUAGCUGCAAGAGGCUGCAGUACAGGCCUCUACAAAGCAACACAUAAGAAGAAUGCAACAGUUUUGUGGCGAGUGGACCGCUGGCUUGAUGCAGUUAUUGCAAGCAAGGGAUAUGCAACCAAAUAUGAAAUAUUAUUUACUUUAAUUACUUUAAUUUAACUUUAAUUAAUCUGUUUCUUUUGCUCACCUAAAAAAUUCCGUGGUCUACCAUCAAAGGUGCCAUGUUCUAAGUUGCUAAACACAUCUAGAUGUAAAUAUCAGAAAAUGAAAGCAGAAAUUCUGAUCUAUUGUCUCAUUCUUCUUUUGAUCUCAAACCCAAAUGUCUUUAGUGUAUGGCCUUGCCAUUAUAAUACUUUCAGAGGGGACUGUACGUCUACGUUCCGUUGAUUUGUUCACCUUCCUAAAUGUUGCACAAUCGUGGGGCAGCAUGCGCAGUUCCUCAUUUAGCUUGGUGGAGUUAUUAUUGCAUGGAAUGCUCAAAGUUGGGAACUAAAAGAAGCGCUAAAAUAGGCUCAUUGGGGCAGGAAUUACUCUUCCACCUGCUUGUUCUAUAAAUGUUUUGUUUAUACAUGGGGGAGGGGCAGCAGACGGGACAGUGUUACAUCUUCUGUGUUCAUUUCACACACUGUGACAGUGGCUAUGGGAACCACACUUCAAACACAGUUGAUUUUCUUUUUUAAAAAAAAAUCCAUUUGAACACAAGUCAUCACAAUGAACACAGCCAUCUUUUUUAUCCAUGGUUUUCAGUCCUUUCCCUGAUUAGAAAGGACAUGAUUAGCAAGUUUAGUCUACACUUUUAUCUAGCUAACUAUUAUAACUAGCUAGGUUGUGAAUGUGUCUUUGGAUUGCAAUUAUCUGCAACCAGAAGCCAUCAUAAUUGCACCAAUUGUUUUAAAAUUACAAUGUCUGGUCUCAAUAAAGCUGUGAUCGAGAAACUUGGGCAUCUGAAAGGUCGACAAGCUACUUACAAACUUUUUUUUGUUUGUUUGUUUACAAAUGAGGCAAUGAGGUGGCAUCAGUUUUGUCAGCUCUCAACUGCCUAUUAUGGGGUUACUCAUAGCCUUUCUACCUAAAAAUUGUUUGAGGCCGUGUUAUUAUUAACGUCGUCCUUCCCCACCAAAGUCUAUGGUCACGAGCCGCUCCUACACUAUACUUCACUAAUCAGAACAGCAUAUUUUUAUAGCUGAUUUUCCAAGUUACUUUGUGUUAUUUUUCUUAUAUUUACUAAGAAAUUUUAACCCUAGGCAGGUUUUACAAUCUUUUGAUCAUUUCUUACAGGCAAUAGCCUGUAUGAAAUGCACAGCCUGCCAUCAGUUCCCCUUUCUGCACGGAAAAGGUCCACAAAGCUGAACCAAACAAAUAUAGUUCUAGUGUAGUACCCUUACAUAAAUGAUUUCCAAACAAAUCUAACUUAUAGCAGCACACGGCAAAUACAGAACAUGUACACACUCACAACCACACACACAUCUUGUAUGCAUACAUCUAGAGACACACAAGUCCUUAAGUGCUAUAUUAGUACAUAACUAAUAAUGUACUUGCAUGAUGUUGAUUUCACAUCCUGAGUCAAUCUUCCCUGAUAGCAAGGUGACACUGAUUCGAUGUUGAACUUCCAUCAGAAUCAUCAUUUUGGUUGAGGGUAAGUAUUCAGUGCUAAAUUAGAUUGAAGCAAUGUUGAUAAUUCGUUGCUUUUCAGUGUUGAAAAGACAAACAAUGAAUCAAUGUUGAUUUUUGGUCAGCUUCACUUCCCCCACUGGUGGGGAUUAGAUUUAAUGUCAAUCCAUCCGUCCUCUCCUUCAACACAACACAAAUCAACUGGGUGCAUUUCCGUGAAAUUUAGUGAGCAUAUGGAUCGCUGGCUACAAAAACCUUGAGAACCAUUGCUGUAGAACACUGAAGGCAACAUUAUUUAUUGAUUUGACUUAUUUAUUUAUUUAUUUAUGGGAAUGCAGCCAUAUUUUAUAAUCUUUGUUUACAUAUUUAUGCACUACAAUACCUCCUAAGGAGUGUGAAAGAAUGUUCACUUGAGUUUUCAUUGAAUAAAAGAGAUUCAGUAAAUAUAUGCUAUUACAUUUAUGGAGAAACCAGAUGUCAAUAGCCUCAGUUGGCUAUAGUUUUAUGUUGUGCUCAUGAGUCAAUCAAUCAGUUUAAACUUGUUACCAGAAACACCACAUCUCAACUGACAUGAUCUGUCUCUUACAUCUGUUCCAUCAAAGCAUGUCUAAACUGAUGAUUGAACAAACUCAUACUCUGUACAGGGGUUGUGAUUAUUUCUUACUAUUUAUUUAAUCAAUAUUCUAUUUUAUUUCACCUGCAUCCAUAAGAAGACCAGCUUUAUUCAUUUAUGAUGCUAUUUAUUGUAACUGUAACAUUGUUGCAAUGUUUUCAGAAGUCACAAAAAUGUUAGCAGUCUGUCAUUUUCUUUAAAGAUAUUAAAUGUUCAUUUUUAAAAUAAUAAAGUUAAGUACAGAUUUUAAAAACAAAUGUAUGUGCCUUUUUUAAUAAUUUAAGUCAAUAUUAUGCAUUAU
Molecule: messenger RNA, 7969 nt
Organism: Ictalurus furcatus (blue catfish)
Lineage: Eukaryota; Metazoa; Chordata; Actinopteri; Siluriformes; Ictaluridae
Gene: p4htmb
Product: prolyl 4-hydroxylase, transmembrane b
Exons: 9
Coding region: 1629-2864 (411 amino acids)
Biological process (GO): peptidyl-proline hydroxylation to 4-hydroxy-L-proline
Cellular component (GO): endoplasmic reticulum
Molecular function (GO): procollagen-proline 4-dioxygenase activity; iron ion binding; L-ascorbic acid binding
Source: RefSeq, a predicted model, not a curated record